UUCAAACAGCCGCUUUGGCCACGCCCCCUUGAAAAAGUAUAAAUAUAAACGGCUCCUCUUCCGCUCCUCAGUACUGCCUUCUACAACCGAUUCUUCGACGUCGGGGAGAAGGAGAACUUAUUCAGAAAAAUGCGUGAGUGUAUUUCUAUGCAUGUCGGCCAGGCCGGUGUCCAGAUGGGCAAUGCAUGCUGGGAGUUGUACUGCCUGGAGCACGGCAUCCAGCCGGACGGUCAGAUGCCCAGCAACAAGAACAUUGGAGGGGGGGGGGACAACUCCUUCAACACCUUCUUCAGUGAGACUGGAGCUGGCAAACAUGUUCCCAGAGCUGUCUUUGUGGACUUGGAGCCAACUGUCAUCGAUGAAGUGCGAACUGGAACCUACCGCCAGCUCUUCCACCCGGAGCAGCUGAUCACAGGCAAAGAGGACGCAGCCAACAACUACGCCCGUGGCCACUACACCGUCGGCAAGGAAAUCAUCGACCUUGUUCUGGACAGGACCCGCAAACUGGCUGACCAGUGCACUGGACUCCAAGGUUUCCUCAUCUUCCACUCCUUCGGUGGAGGAACCGGCUCUGGCUUCACCUCUCUGCUGAUGGAGCGUCUCUCUGUGGACUACGGCAAAAAGUCCAAGCUGGAGUUUGCCGUGUACCCAGCUCCCCAAGUGUCCACAGCCGUGGUGGAGCCCUACAACACCAUCCUGACCACCCACACCACCCUGGAGCACUCGGACUGCGCCUUCAUGGUGGACAAUGAGGCCAUCUAUGACAUCUGUAGCAGGAACCUGGACAUCGAGCGUCCGACCUACACCAACCUCAACAGGCUGAUUGGACAGAUCGUCUCCUCCAUCACCGCCUCCCUGCGCUUCGACGGCGCCUUGAAUGUGGACCUGAUGGAGUUCCAGACCAAUCUGGUGCCCUACCCUCGUAUCCACUUCCCUCUGACCACCUACGCCCCUGUUAUCUCAGCAGAGAAGGCCUAUCAUGAGCAGCUGUCUGUCGCCGACAUCACCAACGCCUGCUUCGAGCCCGCCAACCAGAUGGUCAAAUGUGACCCUCGCCAUGGGAAAUACAUGGCCUGCUGCCUCCUGUAUCGUGGUGACGUGGUGCCCAAAGAUGUCAACUCAGCCAUCGCCUCCAUCAAAACCAAGCGAUCCAUCCAGUUCGUGGACUGGUGUCCCACAGGCUUCAAGGUGGGCAUCAACUACCAGCCUCCCACGGUGGUUCCUGGAGGAGAUCUGGCCAAGGUGCAGAGGGCCGUCUGCAUGCUGAGCAACACCACCGCCAUCGCUGAGGCCUGGGCUCGUCUCGACCACAAGUUCGACCUGAUGUACGCCAAGAGGGCCUUCGUCCACUGGUACGUUGGGGAGGGGAUGGAGGAGGGAGAGUUCUCCGAGGCCAGAGAGGACAUGGCUGCCCUGGAGAAGGAUUACGAAGAGGUGGGAACCGACAGCAUCGGAGAGGAGGAUGAAGGUGAGGAGUACUAGACUGCUGAAACUUCUGGACCCUGUGUCUUCAUAUGCCACAAAGAAAAGCCGUACACAAAUGUGUUCUGAAUUAUGUGAAUGUUUCAUGUUUUGAAGCAAUAUUGGACUGAUUGGUUUAAUUCUACACAUUGUUAAGCUUUUAACUGUGCUAAUAAAAUGUUGAAGUUAUUCUUUUUCCAGUAUUUGCUUCAGAGAGCACAAGAUGUUGCAUUGACAUCGGUCAGGUAUCAUUUUAAGAGCUGUAAAGAACCGUCGAUCAAAAUUGUCAAACAUUAUCUGUUUAUCUGGUUGUAUAAAUGUGUAUCUUCACCUCCAGUCAGCUCUGACAAAAUGUCCAACUUUUCAAUUUUGAAUUGUCUAGAAUGGUAAAUGUCCCGAGUCAGAGGUCCUAAGAUAUUUUGCCUACAGUAUAUUAAACAAAGUAAAAUAUUUUGA
This is a messenger RNA of Acanthopagrus latus (yellowfin seabream), 1917 nucleotides long. RefSeq names its product tubulin alpha chain-like. The record is from RefSeq and is a predicted model, not a curated record. NCBI's taxonomy places the organism in Eukaryota, Metazoa, Chordata, Actinopteri, Spariformes, Sparidae. The transcript is spliced from 4 exons. Gene Ontology annotation, cellular component: cytoplasm; microtubule. Gene Ontology annotation, molecular function: GTP binding; structural constituent of cytoskeleton. Gene Ontology annotation, biological process: mitotic cell cycle; microtubule cytoskeleton organization. Bases 130 to 1482 code for a protein of 450 amino acids.